Molecule: messenger RNA, 549 nt
Organism: Trichophyton rubrum CBS 118892
Lineage: Eukaryota; Fungi; Ascomycota; Eurotiomycetes; Onygenales; Arthrodermataceae
Exons: 2
Coding region: 1-549 (182 amino acids)
Cellular component (GO): mitochondrion
Source: RefSeq, a predicted model, not a curated record
AUGGGGGCCAAAACAGCCUUGACGCUUGCUCUACGCUCUCCUUCGUUAGUAUCGAGUGUCAUUGCUAUAGAUAACGGGCCCAUUCGUUUGCCCCUAACCGACGACUUUCCACGGUACAUCAGGGGCAUGAGACAUAUCCAGUCCCAGGCUACUCCAGUCUCCUCCUUGUCCGAGGCCGAUGCGCUCCUCUCACAAUUUGAACCAGACCCCGCCAUCCGUCUCUUCCUUCUCACUAAUCUAACAAGGAAAUCGGGCAAGGACCGUUUGCACUUCCGUGUACCGCUGGAUAUACUCUCGUCCUCGUUGGAUGCUCUAGGGGAUUUCCCAUAUACUGACCCUCGGAGAAACCGGUUUGAGAAGCCAGUCUUGAUCGUCAGGGCAACAAGGAGCCAUUACCUGCCGGAUCACUCUAAGGAGCUUAUGCAAAAGUUCUUCCCGAACUUGAAAAUGGUAGACUUCGAUUGUGGGCAUUGGGUCAUCACUGAGAAGCCACAUGAAUUUAGACAGAGUAGGUUUUUGGUAUUUUCCAUGGUACCCCCAAGAGCUUGA